UAACCGGUGUGCCUGGCUCGCUGGCAGCCCCGCGUUUGGCGCCAUGGCCCGGCUGGCCGCUCUGGCGCUACUGCUGCUCCCGGCGCUACUGCUGCUCCCGGCGCAGGUGAACACUGUGACCGACUUGGUCUCCACACAGAGCCUGGUGCCCCCUGGCCGCGAGUCCUGCGGGCCUGGCGAGUACUGGGCUGCCGGCCACUGCUGCGAGCUCUGCAAGGCCGGCUGGUACGUCCGUGAGCACUGCAGGAUCCCCCACACCCUGGGAAAGUGUAUGGAGUGUGACAGAGGGACCUUUACGGCACACCCCAACGGCAUGGAUUCCUGCCAACUUUGCUCCACCUGCUCUAACGGUGAAAAAGUGUUGGAGAAUUGCACUUCGACCAGAGACCGGGUAUGCCAGUGCCCAUCGGGCCAUUUCUACCGGGUCCCGGAGGCCUUGGAAUUCUGCACUCCAUGCAGCAAGUGUCCCAGAGGGAGCGUGGUCCUCCAGAACUGCACCCGGGUGGCAGACACAGUGUGCGGCUUGGCUGGUCCAACCAGCAGACAUCAUUGGUGUGUGAUCGGAAGCUUUCUACUUUUCCUGGUUAUUGUGAUCAUCAUCUUUUGUUAUGCUCUAAAACGAGAAGACAAAGGAUUCCGGAUUCCGUGCCAUCAUCUCCCUGACGGAGACAGUGAUGGAGGAGAGCACGUGUUGCCGGAUGAAUCAGUCUCCAGCACACAAUCGAAUGAGAACCAAGACGCAGAGUCUCCAGUCCCCACGACGGAGAACUCCAGCCUGUCUAAAGACAGCCUAGACAUGGUGUCGGAGGCCCCGGGCGCCCCCAGGGCCCCGGCAAGCCCGGUCAGUGUCCAUGGUCCACAGGUUGCAACAGGGAAAGAAGUUGGGCCCCAGAGCAGUCACCAGGACCCGGCCCUUCUGUGUUCCCCGGGGCGGAGGGUCAGACUGAGAUCCUGGUGAAUCUGGAACAGCUAG
Molecule: messenger RNA, 973 nt
Organism: Diceros bicornis minor
Lineage: Eukaryota; Metazoa; Chordata; Mammalia; Perissodactyla; Rhinocerotidae
Product: tumor necrosis factor receptor superfamily member 22-like
Exons: 8
Coding region: 44-958 (304 amino acids)
Biological process (GO): positive regulation of apoptotic process; TRAIL-activated apoptotic signaling pathway
Cellular component (GO): plasma membrane; cell surface
Molecular function (GO): protein binding
Source: RefSeq, a predicted model, not a curated record